GUUCUGUAUGAACCUAUGCAGGCCCGGAAAAAAUAUAUUUUCAUGACUUUCUUUGCCACUUGGCUUCUGCUCUUCUUCUUUGGAGGAGACCAAAUAAGACGCCUUGCCUUCUCUGGCAAGAAGGCCGGCGUAUUGAAGAGCUGGCCCCAGUGGGCUGAUGGGUUUCUCCUGAAAAGCUUUGCAGAUCCUGAGGAGCUCCAGGAAGAUGAUGGAGACCUCAGUGAGCAAGCCCCCAAAGCCCGGCGAGAGUUGAGGCGGAGUAUCUACAAAAACAGCCGAUGUCGUAUGGAGACUUGCUUUGACUUUUCCAGGUGUAGGGAACACGGGUUCAAAGUCUUUGUCUACCCUCUGGAAAGAGGAGACCCUGUGUCAGAAAGUUACCUCAAAAUCAUCACAUCCAUUGAAGACUCGCGGUAUUACACCUCCAAUCCUGAAGAAGCCUGUUUGUUUGUUCUAAACAUCGAUACACUGGAUAGAGACCACCUUUCCAUACAAUAUGUCCACGACAUCAAUGAAAAAAUCCAAGGGUUCCCUUUGUGGAAUGAUGGCCGAAACCAUCUCAUAUUUAACCUUUAUUCUGGCACUUGGCCUAAUUACACAGAAGAUUUGGGCUUUGACAUUGGUCAGGCUCUCCUAGCCAAGGCCAGCUUUUACAUGGAGAAUUUUCGGCCUGGUUUUGAUAUCUCCAUCCCUUUGUUUUCAAAGGACCAUCCCCAGAAAGGUGGUGAGAGAGGAUGGCUGCUUAAGACCACUGUUCCACCUAAGAAAAAGUACCUCUUGGUUUUUAAAGGGAAAAGAUACCUGACUGGCAUUGGUUCGGACACCAGGAAUGCUCUCCACCAUAUCCACAACGGCAAAGAUAUCAUUUCCCUGACCACGUGCAGACAUGGCAAAGACUGGGAAAAACACAAGGACAGGCGAUGUGAUCAGGAUAAUACAGACUAUGAAAAGUUUGACUACCAAGAGCUUUUGCACAAUUCUACCUUCUGCAUCAUUCCACGAGGGAGACGCUUGGGAUCCUUUCGGUUCUUAGAGGCAUUGCAGGCUGCCUGCAUCCCUGUGCUGCUCAGCAAUGGCUGGGAACUGCCGUUCUCGGAGGUGAUUGACUGGAGUAAAUCGGCCAUCGUCGGGGAUGAGAGGCUACUGCUACAGAUUCCAUCUACAGUUCGAUGUCUCCACAGUGACAAGAUCCUGGCCUUCCAGCAGCAAACGCAGUUCCUGUGGGAAGCUUAUUUUUCUUCUGUGGAGAAGAUUGUGCAAACUACCCUUGAGAUAAUAAAGGAUCGGAUAUUUCACCAGGAAUCCCGCCCGAGGUUCUUCUGGAACACACUUCCUGGGGGGCUGCUGGCGCUGCCAGAGUAUUCCACUUAUCUCAGUGACUUCCCUUUCUACUACCUGCAGCAAGGAUCGAACCCUUCGGGCAAGUUUACAGCAUUAAUCCGGGCUGUCUCACCAAUCGUCUCCCUCUCACAGCCCAUCCUCAAGCUCAUCCAAGCUGUCUCCAAGUCUCAGUAUUGUGCCCAGGUUGUAAUUUUAUGGAGCUGUGAGAAACCACUGCCACAGAGCAGUACAUGGCCUGAGUCCACAGUUCCCCUGAUUGUUAUCCAAGGCAGCAGCAGGGUCAGUGAUCGGUUUUUGCCUUACUCCGCCAUUGGGACAGAUGCGGUACUCAGCCUGGAUGAGCACACAAGCCUCUCGACUAGUGAGGUUGACUUUGCUUUUGUUGUGUGGAGGAGUUUCCCCAACCGGAUUGUAGGUUUCCCUGUACGCAGCCACUUCUGGGACACCAGCAAAAGCCAGUGGAGCUACACCUCAAAAUGGACCAAUGAGUUCUCCAUGGUCCUCACUGCAGCUGCAUUCUACCACAGGUAUUACCACACCCUCUUUACCAAUUACUUGCCUGCUAAACUAAGGCGCCUCAUCGAUCAGUUUGCCAACUGCGAGGACAUAUUGAUGAACUUCCUGGUUUCCGCUGUCACCAAGCUGCCUCCCAUCAAGGUGACCCAGAAGAAACAACACAGAGAGAGCUCCUCCCAGCAGCUACUGAAGAGUGUCCCCCCAGCCACCAGGAACCUUCACUUCUCUCAGCGCCAGGAGUGUGUCAACCAGUUCGCAGCCUGGUUUGGGUACAUGCCGCUGGUGCAUUCUCAGUUCCGCCUGGACCCUGUGCUCUUCAAAGACCAAGUAUCUGUGCUGCGGAAAAAGUACCGGAAUCUAGAGCGGGACUAG
Molecule: messenger RNA, 2229 nt
Organism: Varanus komodoensis (Komodo dragon)
Lineage: Eukaryota; Metazoa; Chordata; Lepidosauria; Squamata; Varanidae
Gene: EXTL1
Product: exostosin like glycosyltransferase 1
Exons: 11
Coding region: 16-2229 (737 amino acids)
Cellular component (GO): membrane
Molecular function (GO): glycosyltransferase activity
Source: RefSeq, a predicted model, not a curated record